Messenger RNA from Exophiala spinifera, 1149 nucleotides. RefSeq lists its product as uncharacterized. Gene Ontology annotation, biological process: tRNA wobble uridine modification. Gene Ontology annotation, cellular component: elongator holoenzyme complex. Lineage: Eukaryota; Fungi; Ascomycota; Eurotiomycetes; Chaetothyriales; Herpotrichiellaceae. The coding region runs from base 1 to 1149 and encodes 382 amino acids. The record is from RefSeq and is a predicted model, not a curated record. The transcript has 2 exons.
AUGCCGCCCAACAUCCCGGCAUCGCUGGCCGCUUACGUUCAGACGUGUCUGGAACAUCGCGCCUCGACACUGAUCACGUCGAUACUCGGCACGCCCUCGACAUGGCUCGCCCUGCGUAUCGUGUAUGCCGCGAUUUACGGCGUGGGGGAUUCCGCACGGGACGAACACAGACAGACGACGGAACACGGGGCCGACAAUGAGACGAGGCCGGUGAUCUUCGUCAGUCUACUUAGACCGCUGAGCCUGUGGGUUGAAAUGGGUAGAAAAGUGGGGCUGGAUAUCCCGUCACUGCUCAAGCGCAAGGGUAUCGUCUACAUCGACGGCAUGGUCCUCGACGGCGGCGGCGCGGCGCGACACUCGAGUCCUCCGGAGGUUCCUUCAGACAGCCCGCCGGGGCCUCUACCGUCGAUCAAGCUCAAAUCACUCUCGCCGCAGCACGUUCAAGAAGCCGUCGAGGCCGGCGUGCAAUCCUUGACUUCAACUUCGUCAUCUACGACUCUUACGACCACCACAUCUGCUACUUCGCAACAACAGUCGAUGCCGUCCGGCACCACGCCGACGACGCCUCGGACACCUCAACCUCGGCCUCAGACGCAGCGGCAAUUACCGUCACCGUCACCGUCACCGUCACCGUCACCGUCACCGUCACCGUCACCGUCACCGUCACCGUCAGCUUCCACUUCAGCCCCGGGAGCACCUGCAGCGAGCGCGAGCGCGAGUCCCCUCGUGUUCAUCGACGGCGUCGACUUUAUCCUCGCGUCGCAACCUGAAGUCACGCCCGCGAUGAUUGACUCGGUCCUCGGGUCCAUACGGGCUCGCUGUCACGCCGUGGUGGUCACGGCCCAGGCCGACGCGCCGCUACUGCACCCUGCUACGUCGUCUGGAGAUGCCGGCACGCCUCUGGAGCGCGACCAUGCGCACUUUGUCACGACGCAGGCCCAUCACAGUCGCUGGGUGUGGCAACUGCGCGGCCUGGACACGGGAACCGCCAAGGACGUCACGGGCGUGAUCAGGGUGAGUCGGGGAGGGAGUAUGGAUUCUGAGGGAGACGAUGAUGUCGACACCCCGAGUGACCGUCCCGCGGAUAUGGAGCGCCUGUAUCAGAUCAAGGGUGAUGGAUCGGUCAGAGUAUGGAGUCGUGGCGAAUGA